GGCGCCCCCCAGGGAGAUGUAUCAGGGCUUCCCCGGAGACUACGACUCCGCCUCGCGGUGCAGCUCGUCCCCGUCGGCCGAGUCCCAGUACCUCUCCUCGGUGGAUUCCUUCGGCAGCCCCACGGCCCCCGGCGCCGCCUCCUCGCAGGAGUGCAGCGGCCUUGGGGAAAUGCCUGGAUCAUUUGUGCCAACAGUGACUGCCAUCUCGACUAGCCAAGACCUCCAGUGGCUGGUGCAGCCCACCCUGAUCUCCUCCAUGGCUCAGUCCCAGCAGCCUCCGGGACAGCAAAUGCCUCCGCAGCAACAGCCCCCUCCGGUGGACCCCUAUGACUUGCCCGGCACCAGCUACUCCACUCCGGGCAUGAGUGCCUAUGCCGGUGGGCCCCCAACAGCCCCCGUAGCUGCUGCCCCACAGCGUUCCACCAGGGCCCGGCCCCGAAGGACGCGGGAAGAAACGGUGAGCUGGGAAGAUUGUAGGGCCUUCCUUCUCCUGUGGAACUACCUCUGGGGAAUCGGCGACGAGCUAACACCAGAAGAAGAAGAAAAACGGCGCGUCCGCCGUGAGAGGAACAAGCUAGCGGCGGCUAAAUGCCGGAAUCGCCGCAGAGAACUGACGGAUCGACUGCAAGCAGAGACAGACCAGCUGGAGGAAGAGAAGGCCGAGCUGGAGUCCGAGAUAGCCGAACUGCAGAAGGAAAGAGAGCGGCUGGAAUUCGUCCUCGUGGCUCACAAGCCCAGCUGCAAAAUUCCGUACGAGGACAUACCCGAGCUGAGCGGCCAGCCUGGCACCUCCACUGAGGUGGGCGCUCUGGCGAUGGCCGUAAAAGAGGACCCCUUUGGGCCGACGGCCUACUCAUCUGUGCCUCUCCACUACCAGCAGAGCCUUGGAGGAGUGCAGGCCCUGGGCCCAGCGGAGGUAGCGUUUUCUAGUUCUUACUUUACACAUGGUGAACAGCUGACCGACCCGUACCCGGCUAACCCUUCAUAUACGUCUUCGUUUGUCUUCACCUACCCAGAGGGAGCCUCCUGCGGAGCCACCCACCAGCGGAACAGCAGCAGCGACCACUCCUCGGACUCCCUGAACUCCCCUUCACUCCUUGCUUUGUGAAACUAAA
Molecule: messenger RNA, 1115 nt
Organism: Euleptes europaea (tarantolino)
Lineage: Eukaryota; Metazoa; Chordata; Lepidosauria; Squamata; Sphaerodactylidae
Gene: FOSB
Product: FosB proto-oncogene, AP-1 transcription factor subunit
Exons: 4
Coding region: 17-1108 (363 amino acids)
Biological process (GO): regulation of transcription by RNA polymerase II
Cellular component (GO): nucleus
Molecular function (GO): DNA-binding transcription factor activity, RNA polymerase II-specific; RNA polymerase II cis-regulatory region sequence-specific DNA binding
Source: RefSeq, a predicted model, not a curated record